UCUCACUCAGACUGUCCACCGAGACAGACGUGUUUUACCCUCAAAACAAAUAAAUCCAUUUACAUAUACAAAACAGCCACGAGCGCUCCAAUGGCCACAUUCGAAGAGCUGAGGAAGGAGCAGAUGUUGUUUGAUGCCUUGCUCAACGUGGCCGGCGUACAAUUCCCGGCACACAAGCUGGUCCUGUGCAGCUGCAGCACGUACUUCAAAGCUCUGUUCACCAACUGGUCGAGCCCUGACCGCCAGGAUUUUGACAUCUCUCAUGUGUCAGCUGAUAUUAUGGAGAUCAUCCUGGACUACUGCUACACUCGGGUGGUCCACAUCACCCCGGAAAACAUCCAGGCGCUCUUUAUCGCUGCUGACUUCUUAGGUGUGAGCGGGAUUACCCAAGCCUGCUGUCGGGUCAUGAAAGAGCAACUGUCCCCCAGUAACUGCAUCGCUGUCUGGGGCCUCACAAACCAGUACCACUACCCCGAGCUGAAGAAACAAGUGUUCUCAUACAUCCUGAAGCACUUUGAAGAUGUGGUGUCCAGCUCUGAAGAGUUCCUCCAUCUCUCCAGGGAAGACCUCUGUUCCAUCAUUGACGAAGAUCAGUUGAACGUGAAGGAGGAGAGCACCGUGUUUGAGGCGGUCCUCAGAUGGGUCUCACACGCUCCUCAGGAAAGAAUUACACACUUGGCCAAUCUUCUGACAAAAGUCCGUCUGGCUCUGGUCCACCGCGACUACUUUAUUCAGCAGGUUCAUGGAAAUAACCUGCUCCAGAACAAUCAUGAAUGUAAGGCCGUGGUUAUGGAUGCCCAAGUUAGGGGAUCCAAUGUCUCCCUGUCCUCCCGUCUAGCCCGUCCGAGGCUGCCCCAAGCGCUCCUUCUAGCCAUUGGCGGUUUCAGCGAAACAAAUCCAGUCAACAACAUCGAAGUGUAUGACAACCGUGCCAACAGGUGGGUGGACGUGGCUAAUAAUGACAGGACACCACGGGCCUAUCACGGUACAGUGUUCCUUAACGGAUGUGUGUACUUGAUUGGAGGGUUCGACGACGUUGUAGAGUUCAACACUACCCACAAGUACGACCUGGCCAAUCACACGUGGCAAGAAGUAGCGCCCAUGCAUUCACCGAGGUGCUAUGUCAGCGUGGCUUUGCUGGAUGGUUUGAUCUACGCCAUGGGUGGGCACGAUGGAGACGUGAGGCUGGAGACGGUCGAACGAUACUCUCCAGAGACCAACCAGUGGACGAUGAUUUCUCCUAUGAACGAACAGAGGAGCGACGCCAACAGCACAGCGUACGACGGGAAGAUCUACAUCUGUGGAGGCUUUAAUGGCGAGCAGGUUCUGGACACAGCUGAGUGCUACAACCCACUCACCGAUCAGUGGACCAUGAUCUCAAACAUGACCAACAGACGCCGUGGGGUCGGUGUCAUCGCCUAUGCCAACGAAAUCUACGCUGUCGGUGGCUUUUCUGGGAUGGUCCGUUUGAACACCAUGGAGGCCUAUAACCCCAGGACCAAUACAUGGCGCCCCCUACCUGACCUGCUGUACGGGCGCAGCAACUUCGGCAUUGGGGUUGUUGACGAGCGGCUGUACGUUGUGGGCGGGUUCAACGGCUCCACCACCAUUAACCGUGUGGAAUGUUUUGAUGUGAAAACCGGAGUGUGGUCGGAGGUGCAGAACAUGGAGAUCUCUCGUUCUGCCCUGAGCUGCUCCGUGGCGUACGACCUUCCCAACAUGGCCGACUAUGCCGCACCCCGCGCCGCUCUUCCUGAUGACGAUCCCGCUGAGGAGUAGUCCCUCACUCCUUUAAAUAAAAGCAUCCAUUAACUGCAAAAAAAAGUGUUCAGCUUUUCUUGUUGUCUCGGGUAUUAAACUAUCAUCAUUUUACAUUUUGUUCUCUGUAAACUGCGGUAUUGAUAUAAAUGUCAAGCAACAG
Molecule: messenger RNA, 1921 nt
Organism: Periophthalmus magnuspinnatus
Lineage: Eukaryota; Metazoa; Chordata; Actinopteri; Gobiiformes; Gobiidae
Product: kelch-like protein 10
Exons: 1
Coding region: 91-1779 (562 amino acids)
Molecular function (GO): protein binding
Source: RefSeq, a predicted model, not a curated record